Molecule: messenger RNA, 7005 nt
Organism: Eremothecium sinecaudum
Lineage: Eukaryota; Fungi; Ascomycota; Saccharomycetes; Saccharomycetales; Saccharomycetaceae
Gene: MEC1
Product: protein kinase MEC1
Exons: 1
Coding region: 1-7005 (2334 amino acids)
Biological process (GO): protein phosphorylation; DNA damage checkpoint signaling; telomere maintenance
Cellular component (GO): nucleus
Molecular function (GO): protein serine/threonine kinase activity; protein binding
Source: RefSeq, a predicted model, not a curated record
AUGGCUUUGCAGACGAAAUAUUUGGAAGAGCUUAUAAAUGCUAUUCAGUCAGCGAAGGCUUUAUCAACGUCUAAUGGGUAUCUUAACGAAUUCCCACCUAAAUCUCCGUUAGAGGGAGAUCCAAAGUCGGUUAAGGUGGUUAAAACACUUGUUAAAAAGCUUUUGGAAACGGAUACAAGUGAGGAAGUCUUUGGAAAGGCGUGCCAGGCAAUGAAUUUUUUGUUAGAGUCGAAACCUUAUCUUUUAACUAUAUUAAUUGACGGGCAUCAAACAUCACAGCCAGGGAUAAUAUGGAUCUUAGAGAACUUUCGACAAAUUUCCUGUGUGCACUUCUAUAAGGUACAGUACGUGCUGUAUUUACGGCGAAUGGUUGCUCGUUGGUGCCAAAUGUGUGUAGACUUCUACGGCCUAACAUGGCGGGACAUUAUUACGAGUAAGAUAUUUCAAGAUCUUCGAGGACUCGAAGAACAGGUUCUGCAAGUAGUGAAUGGAAAAAUGGAAAUUUCAGCAUACUUGUCUUGUUUGAGGAAUAUAUGUGUUUUAUUAGAGUACUUGUUGGCUAGUGAGUUCAACUUUUUGACAUCACUAUUUAGUAAUACAAAUGGAACUAAUUGGUAUGUCCAGCGGUUAAUCAGGGUACUUAUAUAUACUUUUGACUCAGUACAGCUUCUUAUGAGUGAAUACGAACAGAUCCAAGUGAGGAUACUUGGAGCUGUCGUUAAUGAAUCAGUUAUGAGGGGGAAUCGAUGCCUGGCGACUUUCAAAUUUUCAUUAGAGCUUUUACAGACUUUUGUCAAGUCUGGCUAUAUUAAGAGUGAAUAUACCUAUUGGUCAAAGCUCCUGCUCCGUUUAUACUCACAGAGUCUGCAUGAUGGCUACUGUUUACAAUAUAUGAAGGAUAAUUUAUGUGUCGAUGAUUACGACUGCAUUGAUAUGCGAGUAUUAUCAAACGUUAUGGUCAAGAGCAUACUUUUGGUAAAAUAUGACCUAAAGCGACGCUAUAGUGCAAAAGAUGCUUUAUACUGGGAUCAGAAUUUAAAAUUAUGGCUUUUAGACUCUUGCCAAAACAGCGAUUCCGUUAUUCUCGAACCGUUCACGAACAGUAGGCAACUGGAAAGAUUGAGAAAACUAAUACUCUAUGAAUUCGAUAAUCCGCAGAGAUCACUGCGAGCUGGCCAGAUCAAGUUCUUAAAUGUUGACAUUGAAGAUGAUAAGGCAGCUGUAUUUGCACGGCUAGAAGAGAAGAUAAGUACUGCAAUAAAAGAUUCCGACGCCUCGCAAUUAGUGACUUGUUUGAAGAUAAUUAAGACACUUUCUUGCAUAGAAGCUGCCAAUGCUGGUAUGGGGUUCCACUGUGGAUUAUGUGAACGUACAGAUGUACAGAUUUCAAACGCCGUGAUUAAUCCUUCAAGGCCAGAUGUUUCUAAAUCACUAGCGUUUACGCUUCUAACCAAAUAUUACCUUCCUAAUUACAACCCACAGUCUUCAGGUACUUCUUUGACUAUUGGUAUACUUUUGGCACUGCAGUCUGUCUUCACUCACUUCCAGCCCCCAAAAUUGUUGGAAUCCGAUGCAAUGGGGAUUACAGAUGCAUCCGGUUGUAUGCACUUAUUCCAAUCCUCUUUUAUUAAUGUGAAUAGAAGCAUACGGAUGUUAAGCAUAAGAUUGAUACCACUUUGGAAUAUUACAGCCCUCCAUAAUUCCGAUGAUCAACAAACAGCAUUAUUUAUUAAGUUAUUACAAGCUGAUUAUCAGCCGUACACUACAGAGACAAAUUUAAUGGGAUGGACUCAAUUAGCAUUGAGCACUACAGGCGAACUUUUUGACUUUCUACUACUAAAAUUGAUAGACAUUUUCAACUCUUCCAACUUUGUUGAACACACUUUAAUGGCAUCGCAACUUAGGUUUAUCGCGCGAACAUUAAACAAGACACCAUAUCAACUUUUGUCACCUAUUUUACCUAUUCUACUUAAACAGUUGGGCAAAAAUUUAUUUGAAAAGAAGUUAAGUUUGGAACGUUUACUUAUCCUUGUUGAGUAUCCUGGGAAAACGGUUCUUGAAAACUUUCAGACGUAUAUUGUACCAUAUGCUAUAACUCAAUAUAAGGGCGAUGUUCUUACCGAAAUUGCUAAGAUUAUGUGCGAUAAUGAUACUACUCUCAUUGUUGAACAAAAAAAGAGACUACUGGAUAGAAAUAGCAGGCAAAUAUUUGCAGCCGUUUUGGUUAAACAUGGUCUUUUUUCUUUGGAAACCAUUGAAACUUUAUUUAUUAACCAUGAUCCUACAUUCAACAAAAAUCUUGUAGCAGGAUACCUCCCAGACUAUAAAACCCUUGCAGAGGUACUAAAGUUAUACAAUGCAACCGAAACACUAGAGGAAGCAGUAAGUGAGAACGAAAAGUCAGUUUUAAGUUCACUUAGAUUUCUUUUCCUCACUAACUUUGCGAUUGACCGACACCGUGGGACAAAGUUUAAGAAUAUAAAGGACUGGUCGGAUGACAAAGAAGUGAUUUUUCAAAAAAAGUUAAAGGAUAACAUAUUGGGUAUCUUUCAAGUGUUUUCUAGCGAUAUGCAUGAUAUUGAAGGCCGAACAACAUAUUAUGAGAAAUUAAGAGUUAUUAGCGGCAUCUCAUUCUUAAUAAAAUAUGCUUCCAAAGAAAGCAUAAUCUCGGCUUUAGCCCAAGUCAGUAUCUGUCUACAGACAGGUUUAGAGAUUCCCGAGAUCAGAUAUAACACAAUGAAAUGUUGGGGGCAAUUAGUGAAGUGCUUAUCAGAAGAACAAAUUAUUACCGUAAGUGAUGUAUUACUUUGUUACAUUUUACAAACAUACGAUAAAUUUAAUGAUAAAGUAAAACAAGCUGCUUUAGAAGUAUUGGAUAUAUUCUUACUUGAAAAACAGAAAUUAAUAACCACUUCUAGACCAUAUAUUAUUUUAGCGUUGUUAAACAAACCUGAGUUGAGUUUGUUUGAAAAACAUGGAACACUUGCGAGAAUAGCAACCAAAGUAGUAAAUACUACUAACUGGGUGUCAGUUUUUGUUGAAAACCUGAAGAGUUACAAUGUUUACGUUAUAAAACAAACUCUCCUAGACAUAAAGCUAUUUUUUCAAAGCAAAGGUAAUUCAACUCUAGAUUUCAACAUGGUUUCAAAGUCAUCAACUGUUAUUGUUACACUUUUGGGCUCUUUAUUAGAUACCUCUCAUAAAUUCAGGAACACUGAUAUAGAAAUAUGCCAAGCUUGUGCGCUAUGUAUUAGUAUGAUUGGGGUUUUAGAUGUUACCAAGUAUGAAUUCAAAAGAGAUGCCAUUAAUGAUAAUGAUGUAUGUGAUUUCAGCAACCAAAUCCAAACCACUAAAUUUCUGAUAAACAUAAUCAAUGAUCGUCUAGUGCCCGCUUUUUGGCAGAGUGAGAAUCCUACAAAGCAGUUGUUUGUUGCACUGGUAAUUCAAGAGUCAUUGAAAUAUUGUGGUUUAAGUUCCUCUUCAUGGGAUGUAACGAAACCUGACUUAUAUCCAAACCAAGCAAAGCUAUGGGAUAGGUUUAAUGAAAUUUCCAAGACUACUUUAUAUCCCCUUUUAUCAUCUCUUUACCUUGCGCAAUCUUGGAAAGAAUAUGUUCCACUCAAGUAUCCAUCCUUUAAUGUUAAAGAUGGCUAUUCAUCCUGGAUUAAAAAUUUAACCUUGGAUUUACUUAAAACUGCUACAAGUUCUAGUCAUCCGCUUCAUGUAUUUUCUUCGCUCAUCAGGGAGGAUGAUGGAACACUAUCAGAUUAUUUACUAUGCUACAUUGUUAUGGAUAUGGUUAUAAAAGCUGAUGAUGAAAUAUAUUCAUCGAGUCUUGAUAACAUUAUAACGGAAUUUGAAUACAUAUUCAAUUAUACGUUAUAUGACUUGAACCAUUUUCAGAUUGACGCCCUAAAAAUGGCUUAUGACUCCAUAUUCAGGGUUUUUGAAUAUUGUAAAAAGUGGGUUAAUCAAUUUAAGCAAAAUUAUUGUCGCCAGCAUGGUUCUUAUAUCAUUCGUGAAGAAAAACAUUUAAGAAUGUUAAAAAGGGCUGAAAAGCUAGUGAACGUUAUCCCGUCUCAUCUUUUAGCACAAAGAUCAUUGGAGACAAAUUCUUUUGAACGUUCCGCAUUAUAUUUAGAGCAAAGCUAUCGAGAGCAAACCCAGGAUGAAAGUAACGCUGAAAAAUUACUGUCAUAUCUAAAAACAACUUAUGCCGAAAUUGGAGAUAUUGAUUCAGUUGUAGGUGUCCUUAAGGUAUUCUCCACGGAUAGUUUAACAUCUAAGAUUGAAGAAUUACAAUACUCGGAUAAUUGGAAGAUGGCGCAAGACUGUUUUGAAGCAUUAGGUGAAAUUACAAUUGAUGAUGUAAAAGGAUUAGAGGAUAAAUCAGAAGCCACAAUGAAGAUGCUAAGAUCUAUGUAUGACCAUCAGCUGUACGAUCAAACCCUUCAAAAAUUGGAUCUACUGAUGCCACAUAGCACGAGCAAGUUAAACUCAAAGUUAGAUGAUAUUUAUAAUAUGGGAGCUGAGACCGCAGCUCUAUCUGGCAAUAUGGCUACCCUUAAAAAGUUGGUUCACAAGAUUGAACAACUUGAGGAAUUAAGUGAUCCAAGUAUCUUACUGCACUAUAAUUUGGCGAAACUGCUGCUAGCGGUUGCCAAUAAAAAUUCUGAUGGCAUUCAGAUGUAUGCUAAUUACUGUUAUCGAUUAAUUGGGUCACAUUUUACUACUCCAUCUCAUAGUACAACUUUAUUGAAAGGUAGAAACAUAUUAAUGAAGUUACACGCAAUUCGUGAUAUCAUUUUAUUGUCUUCUUCUAAAUCUGAAAAUCAAUAUCUCCAAUCAGUAAGGAAUUUAGACCUCAGAUUGAGGAAUGUAGGCAGUGAUUUUGAACCUAAUUAUUAUAUCCUCUCGUUGAGAAAGAGCUAUGGUUUACUUCAAUGCGAUGAUGGUCGAAAGUCCGAUCUCGCGGAAUCAUACCUGAGAAUGUCACAGAUAGCCAGAACAAAUGAUAGGGUUGAUAUUGCGAGUGAUUGUUUAAUGCAUGCCCUAAGUCUCGGUCAUCCAUCAGCAGAGCUAGAAUAUGCUGAAAUCCUUUGGAAGCAGGGAGAAAAUGAAUUAGCACUAAAAACUGUUGCCGAAAUCCAUCGGAAAUCUAAAAACAGUAAGGCUUUUGGUAACAGAGAUCGCGCUAAAGUAUUACUGAAAUAUACUGGUUGGUUGGAUUUAUCCAAUAAUGCCACUUCGGUUCAAGUGUCACAGCAGUUCAAGGAAGUUAUAAACAUAGAUAAGGAAUGGGAUGAGCCAUAUUAUUCAUUUGGACUUUAUUAUAGCAGGCUAUUAGAAAAGAAAAAAGCUGAUGGAUAUAUUACUAAUGGCUCUUUGGAGUAUAAGGCAGUGACAUAUUUCCUUAUCUCAUUUGAGAAGAACUCCGCAAAAGUUCGAGAAGCACUUCCUAAAGUGAUAACAUUUUGGCUAGAUACAGCUAGCCUAGCUGUUACUAGUCCGUCUCAGGAUAAUUACAAGCGCUAUGCUAAAGAAAUCUGCAAAUGUGUUGAUGUAGCAGUACAAAGGUGCCCAACUCAUAUAUGGUACUCAGUGUUAACCCAAUUACUUUCAAGGUUGCUACACAAUCACACAGAAUCCGCAACCCUGAUGAUAACCAUUUUGAUGAAAUUAACUAUGGAGUAUCCAUCUAUUAUGCUGUGGUAUAUGGUUGCCUUGUUGAACUCACAAGAGAGUAAACGGGUUAACUGUGGCCAGCAUAUAAUUGGCUCAGUUAAAAAGCAUAUCCCAGAAACUAUUCAGCUAAUAUCUUCCGCAACACUUUUAGUCCAAGCAUUGACCAAAGUUUGCCUUAAGGAGGUAAAAGGUGUUUCCAGUAGAAGUGGUCGGCUCCUAAAAAAUGACUUUAAGUUUGAUAUGACAUUAGCUCCCUCUGACUUGGUUGUACCAGUCAAUAUAAAUUUGACGUUAUUGGUACCUAAUACCAGUAAAGAACAAAGGACAUCAAACAAAACAUCUGUAACUAUUAGUUGCUUUACUCCUCAGUAUAAGGUGUUUUCGUCACUCAAAAAGCCGAAGAAAAUCAAUAUUAUUGGAUCUGAUGGAAAUGUGUACGGGAUAAUGUGCAAGAAGGAAGAUGUUCGCCAAGAUAAUCAGUAUAUGCAAUUUGCUAAUACUAUGGGGUUCUUACUUGAAAAAGAUCCUCAUUCGAGAAAGAGAAACCUUAACAUCACCACGUAUGCUGUGUUAUCUUUGAGAGAGGAUUGUGGCCUAAUUGAAAUUGUCCCCAAUGUUGACACUAUUCGUUCAAUACUUAUGGCGAAAUAUGAUAGCAUGAAGGUUAAGUAUAGUUUAUCUGCAUUAUAUGAAAAGUGGAAAGCUCUUUCAGAAGAUCAAAGGUUGGGAUUUUAUAAAAACAGCAUGUCUACCUUCUCCCCUGUAUUAUAUCAAUGGUUUCUCGAGAUAUUUCCCAAUCCAAUCCUGUGGUAUAGUGCUAGGAAUUUUUUUGUUAGAUCAUAUGCGGUUAUGGCCAUGGUUGGUCAUAUUUUAGGUCUAGGAGAUAGACAUUUGGAAAAUAUACUACUUGAUUUGCAAACUGGUAAGGUACUCCACGUAGAUUUCGAUUGUAUAUUUGAAAAAGGCAAGUGUCUUCCUGUUCCAGAAAUUGUUCCUUUUCGUUUAACUCAAAAUAUCGUUGACGCGUUUGGUGUCACUGGCACAGAGGGUACAUUUAAAAAAUCAAGUGAAGUAACAGUUCGAGUAAUGAGAAAUAAUGAAAUUGCACUAGUAAACAUCAUUGAAACCAUAAUGUAUGAUAGAAAUAUGGACCAUAGUAUCCAAAAUGCAUUGAAAGUACUGAGAAAUAAAAUUCGUGGAAUAGAUCCCAGAGAUAACCUUGCCCUAAGUGUUCCUGGUCAAGUUGAAACUGUUGUUCAACAAGCAACUAGUGAAGAAAACCUUUCACAAAUGUAUAUUGGUUGGUUACCUUUUUGGUAA